AAUUCGUAAGCAUGCAUUCAACAAGUAAUAGCGCAGUAGUGUAUGUGAAACAUUCGGAUGAUAAAUUAUUAAAUAACUCACCUAUUUUACGCGAAAGUCUUAUAACUGUUGUAUUAGGCAUACGGUUUGUUUUAAAAUAUACAUUUUAUUACAACCAUCAACCAUCCAAAUAUCGCACCACACCCGACCACUGCACAGCAUGUUUUAUUGUUGAUGGUGGUGGUAUGUCAGAGAUCGUCGGCCAAUAAUGGCUUAUUAGUUAUUACACUUAUGAAUUGCGAUUAGGAUUUUAUGUUUUAAUAACUUCAUGGUAAUCUGCAUGCAAUUAAAUAAAAAAUUUAACCGGACAUUCGUUUCUAUCAUUAUUUUUCUUUGUUGAAAACGGAAUAAUUUGUGGUUGCUGACUUGUUCAAAAUUUAAUAACCAGAUCACAGAGACCUAAAACUAUGUCACAAAUUACAAAAGUAUUCGUUUAUGGCACUCUUAAAAAAGGAGAGCCAAAUCAUGGUUGGUUUUCAAAAGACGAAAGUGGAUAUCACAAAUUCUUAUGCACAGCGGAAACUACUGAAAAGUACCCUCUAAUUAUUGCUACAAAAUACAACAUUCCAUUUAUUUUACACGCUCCAGGAAACGGAUUUUUUAUUAAAGGCGAAGUGUACGAAGUUGACGAAAAGGUUUUAAAAAAUUUGGAUAUUUUGGAGGAACACCCCGAUUAUUAUGAAAGGGAAAAACGAAAUGUUCGAAGUUUGAACGGGGAUGACGAAAUAAUGAAUGUGUGGAUUUAUUUCAUAAAAAGAUUUAAACCAGAAUUACUAAAUAAUCCAAUGUAUGAUAAUUAUUCAAGUAACGGCAGUCACGGCUUGGAAUAUUGAACAAUCGACUUUAGAAGAUUUGAAUUAAAUAACAGAUACUUGUAAGUCUAAUUUUACCUUUUUUCUAAACCCUGGCUAACAGAAACAAAUGAAAUGUAAGUCAGUGGCGACUCGUAGGUAUGCUGUUUAAAAUUUAGAUGAGCGGUUUUUGGCAAUAAUGACCUAACUUUUUUUAUUUUGUUCAAAGUUUAUUGCUUUUUGAUAAUUUUAAAUACUAACAAUGUACAAUGCCCUUUCCAAAAGGUCACUGUUGGCCCCUGAUUUUUGCUUUGAUUAUUUAAGUGGAAAGUAAAGAAAAUGCAACUCUUUCUUCAUGAUAAAAUUACUUUAUUAAAGAAAACAUCAUGUCACAAAAGAUGUAUUUCAAUAUUAUAUUUAAU
Agrilus planipennis (emerald ash borer) is the source of this 1252-nucleotide messenger RNA. Its product is annotated as putative gamma-glutamylcyclotransferase CG2811. Bases 447 to 872 code for a protein of 141 amino acids. Lineage: Eukaryota; Metazoa; Arthropoda; Insecta; Coleoptera; Buprestidae. Gene Ontology annotation, molecular function: gamma-glutamylaminecyclotransferase activity. The transcript is spliced from 4 exons. The record is from RefSeq and is a predicted model, not a curated record.